Lucilia sericata (common green bottle fly) is the source of this 1468-nucleotide messenger RNA. RefSeq lists its product as uncharacterized. The record is from RefSeq and is a predicted model, not a curated record. Gene Ontology annotation, molecular function: zinc ion binding; nucleic acid binding. The transcript has a single exon. The coding region runs from base 163 to 1320 and encodes 385 amino acids. Lineage: Eukaryota; Metazoa; Arthropoda; Insecta; Diptera; Calliphoridae.
ACGGUUCUCUUUGUAAGAAAUAUUUUUAGCAUGUAAGAACAUGAUUUGGAUUCAGUAGUAAAAACGUAAUAAAGAAGAAAACAACUUAUCAGUGGCGACGAGAAUAAAAAGAUAUUCAAAACACGUGUUAAAAUAAUAAAAGAAAGUUAAGAACAUUUUAUAAUGGCUUUAAUUGGACAUAUGGAACCCUUUUUGCCUGGGGAAAAUUUUAAUUUAUACCUUCAGCGUUUGGAGCAAUACUUCGUAGUAAACGAUAUUCUAAAUUCAAAAAAGGUAGCGGUGUUACUGACUAUGAUAGAUCCAAUUGCGUUUGAAACGCUAGGGUCAUUGUGUUCUCCUAAAGAACCUAAGGCGGUUCCGUUGGAAGAAAUUAUAGCAACUUUAAAGACACACUAUGCUCCUAAUCUAAAUGAGACUGCUGAAAGGUACAAAUUUUACACCCGCAAUCAAAAAGAGGGCGAGCCGCUUGGUGAAUAUAUUGUGGAAUUGAAGUCUCUGGCUAGUAGCUGUAAUUUCGGCACAUUUUUAUCUGAAGCAUUACGAGACAGAUUGGUAUGUGGUGUUAUUGACAAAAAGUUAAGAGCAAGAUUGCUAAAUCAGAUAUCAUUAUCAUGGGAGGAAGCAAAAAAUAUUGCCCUUAUAGAAGAUCAAACCCAAACUAGUUUAAAUGCUAUGGAAAAUAGGUAUAAUGAAAGGGCAAUACGAAAAACAAGGGUGUAUGAGGACGCGAUGGAAGAAGGAAGUGAGGAUAGUGCCAGCAGUAACUACCCAAUUAAGAGAUUGUCCAAGAGAGGAAUGGUAGAACACGGUAAACAGAAUGGGUUAUGCAAGAGGUGUGGAAGAAAAUAUCUGCCAGAGAAGUGUAGAGUUCGUGAUUGGAAUUGCUAUCGAUGUGGACUUAAAGGACACUUAGCAAAUAUGUGUAAAACAAAAAGAGUUAAUAAUGUAUUAUCAAAUUUGAAUAGCGUAGGUAUUGAAAAUAAUUCAAUUUUUGUUUAUCUUUUAGUCGAAAAUGUAAAAUUAAAAUUUGAAAUUGAUACGGGAUCGGCAGUAUCAGUGGCGUCUGAAGAAGUUUAUAAAAAAUAUUUUGGCUCCAAAAAACUUACAAAUGUGGAAAAUACAUUAGUAAAUGUUAGCGGUCAAAAAAUAUCUUUAUGCGGGGUGAUUAAAGUAAAAGUAAGUGAUUUUUUGUUGGACUUAUUUAUAAUUAGAACAGAGAAGCCAUUUGAUUCAUUAUUGGGUCGCAAUUGGUUGGAUGUUUUAAAAAAAGGUUGGCGAGAGAACUUUAUCGACAAAAUUAACUUAAAUUAUUCUUCAUAACAUAUGUAUGUACAUAGGGGAAAGGUACCUUAUAUGCAUACUUAUAUACUACACUUACUAAAUUAAGAUAUCCAUAUAAAAUUUAGUACAAGUAUUAUACAGAAAUAUUACUGUAAUUUUUUUUGCGAUCGGUCCAUAAUUGGUCAUA